CCAACGCUCAUCUAAUCCUCCAUUCUCCUAUAUACAUUUGUUUCCUGAGAUCUAAGGACUACAAACGCGUCUUAGCAAAACCUCCUAUGGCAGAAAUCCCGAUCGAGAAACUCCAUGCUGCCUGUGAUGAGUGCCGAACAAGAAAGCUGAAAUGCUCGGGCGAGACCCCGCAGUGCAGUCGCUGCGAACGAGAAGGCAUACGGUGCAUCUAUUCACCCCAGAAGCAGAUGGGACGACCUAGGAAGAGGAGACGUGACGAAAUAGACCAACCAACUACGCAAACCUCCACUGCUGCUAGCGAUUCCAGCUCUAGCAGCUUCCCAAGACCUACCCUCACUGACUUUGGAUUGAUUCCUUCACCGGAAUUGGCAGAGUUUUCCGGAUUCUCGGAUUUCCAAGCGAUUAAUGGUCUUGUAGAUUCACUCGGGCCAAUUCCACAUGAUGAUUUCGCUCUUGCACAUCCUUACACACGAGGACAUACUCCCGAUCUCAAUUUUGACAUCGAUCCGAUCAUAGAUCCUUCCCUAUGGGAUGCCCAGCCAAUUGGGUCGAAACCAAAUAAUUCGAUCCCCCUGGUACCAGAUCAACAGCCGGAAGGACCAUGUACAUGUCUUUCGAUCAUGUACCUUACUUUGUCUGACCUCCAAGCUAUGACCUCGUUCUCGUUCCCAGCUGUGAUUCCAAAGCUUCGGCACGCUAUGCGCGCCGUCUCUGUAAUCGUUCACUGUGAGAAGUGUCCCAAGGAGCCAUUUUCAGCCAUCCAGAAUGUCUUGACGAUCUCCUCGCUCUUAAGUGCCCUCGCAGAACGAUUCCACAAGGUUCUUCACGAAAUUGAUCAGGAAUGCAAGAGACUAGAACAAAGCGGCGAGAAGAAACAGUUCCGUGUAGGCGAUAAUAACCCUGCCCACCAGCAUCUUCAUACCGGUACACUAGACUGCCCAAUGGGCUUCGACAUCGAACUAGAAGCUAAAGAAUGGAAACAGCUUACCAAGAAAGCAUUGAAGACAGAGGUCCUUGGAGGUGGCAGUAAUCCUAUCCCUCUUAGCUCGCUUAUUGAUCAGAUGGAGGAGAGACAGAGGGGAUGGCAUACUAAUCGCCCAAACCACGAAGAAAGAGCUCGGAUAUUUGGUGCCCAGAAUAUGUGCUCUAGUAAAGGUGACGAUGCAACAUGUUUGAGGAUGAUUACUCAAGUACGGACCAUGGUCAACCAUAUGGCCUGGGAGUGAAUGUGUUGUGCUUAGUUCUCUUUUGUUUUCGUAGGGCUUUGUUUGCAAUAUCCUUGAACAUUGGCGGGCUAGAAUGGGAAAGCACAAGGCGUCGGAUAUCCGCCCUUCAUUUUUAUAAUACUCCUCAAAAAGUCCGCAAGAGUUUUCGGAAUCUCGCG
Molecule: messenger RNA, 1384 nt
Organism: Lindgomyces ingoldianus
Lineage: Eukaryota; Fungi; Ascomycota; Dothideomycetes; Pleosporales; Lindgomycetaceae
Exons: 3
Coding region: 87-1226 (379 amino acids)
Biological process (GO): positive regulation of transcription by RNA polymerase II
Cellular component (GO): nucleus
Molecular function (GO): zinc ion binding; DNA-binding transcription factor activity, RNA polymerase II-specific; sequence-specific DNA binding
Source: RefSeq, a predicted model, not a curated record